This is a messenger RNA of Dracunculus medinensis (Guinea worm), 456 nucleotides long. The record is from the annotation of a GenBank genome assembly. NCBI's taxonomy places the organism in Eukaryota, Metazoa, Nematoda, Chromadorea, Rhabditida, Dracunculidae.
CCUUUGCGUCUUUUGUCCAAUAUUGCUGCUCCUGCAGCUUUCUUUUCGGUGCUUUAUGUUGUUUUAAUCACUGAUUUUGUUGCAAAGCUAAUUACAAUCCAGCUGAAAGCAUUGGUGGCAUCGAUACCUGCAAAAUUUUUGUGUAGCCGAAGGCAACGACGAUUUUUCCAAUUUGUCGAAUGUACAAGUCAACUUUACCGUUACUUUUUGCCCAUUCCACAGUGGUCACGUUAUUUUAAUUAUAGGCUCUUCUCAUUGCCUUCAUUGAAUAGCGAUCAUAUUUUCGCUACCAUAUAUAUUUGUUAUAAAUUAUCUUGUGGGCAUAUAUUUUGUGAAGAAUGUAUUGGAACAUGGUUAGAUAAAGAACAUACUUGUCCUGUGUGUCGCGCCACUAUUGCACUAGAAGAUAACACUUGGAAGAAUGGUGACACAACUUUUAUGCCGCAAAUUUGUUAA